Messenger RNA from Sebastes umbrosus (honeycomb rockfish), 1562 nucleotides. RefSeq names its product beta-1,3-glucuronyltransferase 3 (glucuronosyltransferase I) (gene b3gat3). Gene Ontology annotation, cellular component: Golgi membrane. Gene Ontology annotation, biological process: carbohydrate metabolic process; chondroitin sulfate proteoglycan biosynthetic process. Gene Ontology annotation, molecular function: galactosylgalactosylxylosylprotein 3-beta-glucuronosyltransferase activity. The transcript is spliced from 8 exons. Lineage: Eukaryota; Metazoa; Chordata; Actinopteri; Perciformes; Sebastidae. The record is from RefSeq and is a predicted model, not a curated record. Bases 205 to 1206 code for a protein of 333 amino acids.
UUGCACUGAAACCGGAAGUUGUUGGUGCAUCGCUGCAGAGAGAAGAAGAAGCCUUUAGCUGAAUGAAUGGAAGAUGUUUCUGAUGCACUGAGCUGUCUUUGCUCGCAUCUGUACAAGAUGGCAUGAACCUUUGAGGUCAUAACUCAACUCUAACGUCACCGUUAACGUCUUCCACGGUUUCCCGCCUCCGGUGGUCAGGGUACCAUGGCAACGAGGAUGAAGCUGAAGCUGAAGACUGUGUUUGUGCUCUACUUCAUGGUCUCCCUCAUGGGCCUCGUCUAUGCCCUGAUGCAGCUUGGUCAGCGCUGCGACUGCGCAGAGCACGACGUGUCUAAAGACCGUAUCAUAUCACGGCUGCGGGGGGAGCUGCAUCGUCUUCAAGAGCAGAUGAGGAAGUCGGAGGCGACCAAGCAACCACACAAACAGACAGCCAUGACCACCAUCUUCGUCAUCACCCCGACAUACGCAAGGCUGGUGCAGAAAGCCGAGUUGACCCGUCUGUCCCAGACCUUCCUCCAUGUUCCUCAGCUCCACUGGAUCGUGGUGGAGGACUCGCCGCACAAGACGCCACUGGUGACUGACCUCCUGGUGAAGAGUGGCCUGACCUACACGCACCUACACAUGCCCACCGCCAAGGACCGCAAACUGCAGGAGGGUGACCCCAGCUGGCUGAAGCCUCGUGGAGUCGAGCAGAGGAACGAAGGUCUACGGUGGCUCAGGGAGGACAGAAGGGCUCGGCCAGGAGGAGACAACCAGCAGGGGGUGGUUUACUUCGCUGAUGAUGAUAACACAUACAGCCUGCAGAUAUUUGAAGAGAUGAGGAGUACCCAGCGAGUGUCGGUGUGGCCGGUUGGGCUGGUUGGAGGGAUGAAAUAUGAGCGGCCUGUGGUUGAAGCAGGAAAGGUGGUUCGCUUCCAUACCGGCUGGCGCCCCAGUCGCCCCUUCCCAAUGGACAUGGCCGGCUUCGCCGUGUCCCUCAAGCUGGUCCUGGCCAAUCCAGAGGCCUGUUUUGACGGAGAGGCACCGAUGGGCUUCCUGGAGAGCAGCCUCCUUCAGGGACUGGUCACCAUGGACGAAUUGGAGCCUAAAGCGGACAACUGCUCUAAAGUGCUGGUGUGGCACACACGGACAGAGAAACCCAAGAUGAAGAGAGAGGAGGCUCUGCAGGCUCAGGGACUGGGUUCAGACCGUGCAGUGGAGGUCUGAGGACCACACACACACACUCGCACACACACAUUGUAAAGGGUACUCUGCUGUUUAAUGCUGCGUAAUGUAUCUCUGCGUUGUAAAUACUGUAAAACAGAAACAAAUAUCUGUUAGAGGUCACAUUUAAAUUGAUCUGGUCUCUUUGUGUCGGGUAGUAAAUGUACGUGCGUGUGUGUAUAUAUUGAGUGAGUGUGUUCGCUGUUCUAACAGUGUAUGUUGGUGUAUGUAUCAGGGUUUUUUGUUUUUAGUGGGUUAGGUGUCUUUGUCCAGCAGUACAGUGGAGGAGGACUCUGGAGUUUAAACAAUUGCCUGAUGGGGGCGCCAGUUUUAAUUUUUUUUAAAGAACCACAAACACA